Molecule: messenger RNA, 827 nt
Organism: Euleptes europaea (tarantolino)
Lineage: Eukaryota; Metazoa; Chordata; Lepidosauria; Squamata; Sphaerodactylidae
Exons: 13
Coding region: 18-827 (269 amino acids)
Source: RefSeq, a predicted model, not a curated record
UCAACCAGGUGGAUCAUAUGGUGGCACCAGUGGAUCAUAUGGGCAGGGUCAACCAGGUGGAUCAUAUGGUGGCACCAGUGGAUCAUAUGGGCAGGGUCAACCAGGUGGAUCAUAUGGUGGCACCAGUGGAUCAUAUGGGCAGGGUCAACCAGGUGGAUCAUAUGGUGGCACCAGUGGAUCAUAUGGGCAGGGUCAACCAGGUGGAUCAUAUGGUGGCACCAGUGGAUCAUAUGGGCAGGGUCAACCAGGUGGAUCAUAUGGUGGCACCAGUGGAUCAUAUGGGCAGGGUCAACAAGGCGGAUCAUAUGGUAGCACCAGUGGAUCAUAUGGACAGAACUCCUCUUCCUCUGGAGGCAAUCAGACUAGUGGACAGGGAUCCUCAGGAGGAACCCAGUCUGGUAAUCAGAGUGCAUCAUCUUCAGGAAGCAAGCCUUCUGGAGGACAGACUGGCUGUUAUUGCCCAGGAAGGGUUUCUGGAUCUUAUGGUGGACAAGCUAGCCAACAUGGUGGUAGACAAGAGUCAGCAAAUGCCCAAUAUGGUGGUGGACAAGAAAGCCAAUAUGGUGGCAGCAAACAAUAUGGUGGUGGAAGAGACAGCUCCUAUGGUGGCAGCAGCCAAUAUGGUGGUGGACAAGGCAGCCAAUAUGGUGGCAGCAGCCAAUAUGGUGGUGGACAAGGAGGCUCCUAUGGUGGCAGUAGCCAGUAUGGUGGUGGACAGGGUGGCUCCUAUGGUGGCAGCAGCCAAUAUGGUGGCAGACAAGGAUGCCAGUGUGAAGGCAGCAGUCAGUAUGGUGGUGGACAAGGCAGCCAACAUGGAGGAAACGUAA